This is a messenger RNA of Funneliformis mosseae, 1074 nucleotides long. Lineage: Eukaryota; Fungi; Glomeromycota; Glomeromycetes; Glomerales; Glomeraceae. The record is from the annotation of a GenBank genome assembly.
AUGUCAGUCGACAACGUUGUUAAGGUUGCAAACAUUUCUUCUCUUGUAACUGAACCGGUAUUGAAGCAAUUGUUCGAAUUCUUGGGUGAGGUUACAACAAUUAAAUUAUACAAUAGUCCUCACGGUGAUGGUGUACAAGAAUGCACGAUAGAAUUCAAAGAGGCAUCAUCUGCCGUAACGGCUCUCCACCUAACCGGUGUAGAAUUAGGUGAUCGCACUUUGAUGGUUUCAUCAACUACGGCGCCUGCCGGCAUACAUAGUAAUACUUCGUAUCAACCACCAGUUGUACCUCCUUCGUUGCCCCAAAUACAUCCUUCUUCUAUAUCUCCUAUUAGACCACCACAAACUUCAAAAACUCCACAAUCUAUUCCUCCUAAACCUAUGAUCCCUCCUCUAGCUCUUCCUCCUUUUCCGUCUAAUUCUCUUGUAGCGAUUAGGUCUAACCCAGCUAUUUCACCAACCGUUGCUCAAUUCGAUCCUGCUAAAGCUGAAGAGAUUUCUAGAACCGUUUAUAUUGGUAAUAUCAACUCUUCGAUUUCUGAGCCUGAAUUGACACAGUUUUUCUCUGCUUGUGGUCCGGUUGCGUACGUAAAGAUGGCAGGUGAUCCAGCUCAGCCAACUCGGUUUGCAUUUUUGGAAUUCGCCACCUACGAAGGUGCACAAGCGGCCAUGCAAAUGAAUGGAGUUAUGCUUGGAGAUCGUCCUUUAAAGGUAAAUCAUUCAAAAAAUGCCAUCAACAAGACACCAAAAAAGACAGAUGCUCCGGAUGUACAAGCAACUAUGCGUCGUGUCAGGGAGGCUCAAUUAAGAAUUGCAAAUCGAUUAAAUACUGAUGGCACUACUCCCGAUAAUGAAUCUCCUUCAGCAUCUGUACAACAGGAUAUAGAAAUGCGAGAUGCGACUUCACCUACUAAAGAAGCCAUAUCUGCUCGUAGCCGUUCUAGAUCUAUCAGACGUAAAGUAGAAGUAGAAUUAGAAGGAGAAGAAGUAGAUCAAGAUCCAGAGAUUUUUAUUUUCGACGACGAAGAACUCCAAGUCGUUCUAGAAAUCGUGACAGAGGUUUGGAUUAGAUGA